Messenger RNA from Carya illinoinensis, 1246 nucleotides. RefSeq names its product rust resistance kinase Lr10-like. Bases 25 to 1137 code for a protein of 370 amino acids. Gene Ontology annotation, molecular function: protein kinase activity; ATP binding. The record is from RefSeq and is a predicted model, not a curated record. The transcript has a single exon. NCBI's taxonomy places the organism in Eukaryota, Viridiplantae, Streptophyta, Magnoliopsida, Fagales, Juglandaceae. Gene Ontology annotation, biological process: protein phosphorylation.
UCUAUUGGAAUUGGGGUUCUGACCAUGGUUAUAAUCUACUGCUUGAGAAGAAAGUUUCGUUAUUUUUGGAAGACGGAAAGUGUAUCACAUCAAAAUAUCGAGGACUUUCUAAGAAGUUUUGGACCUCUUGCUAUAAGAAGAUAUAGUUAUUCAGAUAUCAAGAAAAUGACCAAAUUUUUCAAAGAAAAAUUAGGCCAAGGAGGCUAUGGCGGUGUCUACAAGGGCAAGCUACAAGAUGGCUGUCUUGUGGCAGUGAAGGUAUUGAAAGAAUCAAGAGCAAAUGGAGAGGAUUUCAUUAACGAGGUUGCAAGUAUUAGCAGGACCUCCCAUGUCAAUAUUGUCACACUUAUGGGCUUUUGUUUUGAGGGUUCCAAACGAGCACUCAUAUAUGAGUUUAUGCCUAAUGGCUCCCUUGAGAAGUUUAUAUACAAAAAAUAUUCUUCAAAGGAUGACUAUCAAUUGGACUGGGAAACAUUGUACAAGAUUGCAGUUGGGAUAGCUCGAGGACUGGAGUACUUGCAUAGAGGUUGCAAUGCGCGAAUAUUGCAUUUUGAUAUAAAACCUCACAACAUUCUUUUAGACAAGAACUACAAUCCAAAGAUAUCUGAUUUUGGCCUUGCAAAGAUAUGUUCAAGAGAAGAGAGUAUUAUAUCAUUGUUAGGCACAAGAGGGACUGCAGGAUAUAUAGCUCCAGAAGUAUUUAGUAGAAAUUUUGGAGGGGUCUCUCACAAGUCUGAUGUUUAUAGUUAUGGAAUGAUGGUUUUAGAAAUGGUUGGAGGUAGAAAGAAUAUAGAUGCUGAGGUCGAUUGUACUAGUGAAAUAUACUUUCCUCAUUGGGUUUACAAGCGUCUUGAACUAGGUGAAGAACUAAGCCUGCAGGGCCUCGAGAUGAAUGAAGAGGAUCGUGAAUUUGCAAAAAAGAUGAUAAUUGUGAGUUUGUGGUGCAUACAAACCGACCCGUCAAACCGGCCAGCAAUGGGAAGAGUUGUGGAUAUGUUAGAAGGGAGUUCUGAGUACUUGCAAAUUCCACCCAAGCCUUUCUUGUGCUCCCCAUCAAGAUCACCUCGGACAAAAUUUCCAUUUGAUUCUUCCACAACAAUAGAUGUCAUACAGGUUGAAUCUAUAGGAUGUUCCUAGAGAAUGAUAUUUUCUUUGAAACUGAAAUCUCAAUGUAGGGCAGUCAUCCAUUACAUGAUGAGAUUUUGAAUGUCUUGACUUACAUAAUCAUAAUCCUUGGAUGCUUUUC